AGAAGCCCGUAAAUCCAGGGGUGAGCGACAGGGACUUAACAGAGCAGCAUUUAGGAGUCAAUUUUGUUACUAUUCACACUACGACAUUAACUACGACAUGUCAUCUUCAAUUUGGCCGCAAUGCCAGAGGUAGCUUCUGAACUUCGUUGUAAAGUUCGUGUAGUGCUGGCGGAGAACGAUAGAGUAUUUUCGAGCAAAGCUCUCCUAGGCCUGAAGAAGACGGAUAGCUUCAUGAAGGAGAUGUUGCGAUACCAUCCUUUUGCUUUUGGUCCUCAAACACUUCAAGCUGUCCACGGGACAAAUCAUCCCGGCUGGCAUGGCCAUCGAAUGUCCCACCUACGCUAUCAAAUACGACAGCGACCGGUUUCCCGAAGCCGAAAAUUUUCGCUUCCACCGGCUAUGCAAGAAGGCCAUGUCGGAAAGCGCCGAUGUCUCCACCCAGAACCAGUUUGUCAAUGUGAACCAGAACAGCUCGGCCAUCGGGUACGGACACCACGCGUGUCCUGGCAGGUUCUUUGCCGGAAAUGAGAUCAAGAUAAUCGUCGUGAACAAGCUGCUGAGAUGCGAGCCCAAGUUGGUGGAAGGGUUGGCAGCAGGUAUGGCGACACGGAAUUUGCGCAGUUGGUGAAUGCUUUUUUUCCUUCCUGGUUGUUUCAGCUUGGAAAACCUGAUGCAUUUGAACAAAUUGCUAAUUCAAUCCCCGAAAAGUCCAUGCCUGAUCCAACAAAGUCGAAUUUUUUCAAGAAGAUCUCAGAAUAUAUAGGAAAGUUUCAUUACUGCCUAAAAGAUUAAGGGGUUUAACCAGGUCCUUCGUCUCUUAUUGGGCAGUUGGCCAGUGGAAAUACCCAGUGAUGAAUUUGCUGAAGGACAACAGAGCACGUUGAUUACUUUAUAUAUGAACAUGUGCUAUCAUGGUGUACUUAAUGUGAUGUAGUUUCCAGCAAGCUAUAGUAUGGGAUUACGUUGACUCACGAGGAUUUGCCCAGGCAAUUCAUACGGCUGAUGGCUAAUGAUGCUACGUGC
Messenger RNA from Pseudomassariella vexata, 1023 nucleotides. RefSeq lists its product as uncharacterized. The record is from RefSeq and is a predicted model, not a curated record. NCBI's taxonomy places the organism in Eukaryota, Fungi, Ascomycota, Sordariomycetes, Amphisphaeriales, Pseudomassariaceae. The transcript is spliced from 2 exons. Gene Ontology annotation, molecular function: oxidoreductase activity, acting on paired donors, with incorporation or reduction of molecular oxygen; iron ion binding; monooxygenase activity. Bases 317 to 628 code for a protein of 103 amino acids.